AUGAAAACUUUCUUGAUUUCGGCUACUAUUGCUCUGCUUUUCAUAUCAUCAACGUUACCUCAAAAUUCAGCCGAUAGACAGUUUCCAGAUGAUGUGGUACAAGCAGCUUUAGACUGGGCUUGUCAAAAUGGAGUAGACUGUGGUAGGAUUCAGCUUGGCCAGAAUUGCUACUCGCCCGACACUCUCAUGGACCAUGCCUCUGUUAUCUUCAAUGAUUAUUUCCAGCGUAACAAGCAUAGUGGUGCUACCUGUGACUUCCACAGCGCUGCAGUGUUCAGCGAAACCGAUCCUAGCCAUGAUUCUUGCAGCUUUCCGUAUAUCCCCUAA
Messenger RNA from Microthlaspi erraticum, 327 nucleotides. NCBI's taxonomy places the organism in Eukaryota, Viridiplantae, Streptophyta, Magnoliopsida, Brassicales, Brassicaceae. The record is from the annotation of a GenBank genome assembly.